This is a messenger RNA of Phytophthora sojae, 204 nucleotides long. RefSeq lists its product as hypothetical. Gene Ontology annotation, biological process: DNA recombination; DNA integration. The transcript has a single exon. Lineage: Eukaryota; Oomycota; Peronosporomycetes; Peronosporales; Peronosporaceae. The annotation marks the transcript as partial. Gene Ontology annotation, molecular function: DNA binding. The record is from RefSeq and is a predicted model, not a curated record.
GUAGCAAAGCUCAUCAAGGAAGCGGCAAAAAGCAUGGGACUAUCACCCAAGGACUACUCAUGUCACUCACUACGCAUAGGCGGUGCAUGCGCACUUCUGGCGGCAGGUAACAGUGACCUGGUCAUACGACUAAUGGGAAGGUGGUCGAGCUGGUGCUUCACAGUGUACACCCGCCUGCAGCCUGGCAUGCUCCGAGAUGCGGCA